Ricinus communis (castor bean) is the source of this 1390-nucleotide messenger RNA. RefSeq lists its product as uncharacterized. The coding region runs from base 131 to 811 and encodes 226 amino acids. The transcript is spliced from 3 exons. Gene Ontology annotation, cellular component: chloroplast. Lineage: Eukaryota; Viridiplantae; Streptophyta; Magnoliopsida; Malpighiales; Euphorbiaceae. The record is from RefSeq and is a predicted model, not a curated record.
AUGAUGCGUGGGGCCACAGAAACGUAGUUGCAUUUGAAGCCAUACUGCAGAAGCUAAGCUAGUGGCCAUUAUCUAUUCUUCUUCUCCCUCUUCACACGGACAGACGAACAGAAGAAGGGAAGGGCAGAGAAUGGCAAUAACUCUUGUCUCAGUUCCAACUAUCAAUCAGACCCUUUCCUCUCAACGCCCUUAUAAUACUAACCUGAAUACUCUAACUCUCACUAGAUACUCUUCUAUUAAGUCCAUCACCUUCAUUAAUCGUCUUUGUUCCUCUUCUUCUUCCUCAACUUCUGUUGUAGAAGAAGAUGGUCCUGCCUCUACACCUGAUGAUCUUCCUGUCCAAUCACCAUUACCACCUGUAAAUGCUGACGAGGUUCCUGUCGGCGGUUGUAAGGCCUGUGGGAGACAGGAAAUUGAAAAGGGUUGCAAUGGAGAAGGGAGGAUUCAAGGCGGGAUCGCAACAGUUUCAGGGUUUGGUUGGUGGCCAAUCAAGGCUUACAGGCCUUGUCCUGGAUUUGUGGCAUCUGGUGGCAGGUAUAGGCGACAAGGGCAGAGCAUGGAUGAAGUUGUCUCCGGAAGGGGGAAUCCAGGAACUCCUGUAGGAAGCAGCACUGAGGUUGAGUCCAGGACUCGCACAAUGCGCAGCUUCCUGAAAGACUGCAAUCUUUGGCGCUAUGAUCGAAAGCAGCCUGAGAAGUUAGACAAAUGGGAUAGCAUCAGCCAUUGCAAUAUCCACUGGUUUGGUCACCCGUCUAACAAAUACAUUAUAGUGUUGCUUGGACAAUUUGAGGUUGCCAGAGGCCUGGGAUAAUCUAGAGCAGAUGUAUGCUCCUGUACCCUUUACUAACCGAUACCCACUCGUCUAGGUUCUUCAUAUGUGAAACAAAAACCUGGUUUUAGCAAUUGUUUAUUCUGGAAUGAGUUGUCUUUGGCAUCAGUUAGCUGUAUCUGAAUCUCAGUGGAGUAGUAUUAACGAUGCUGUGGAAUACUGCUAUCAUAUGAGACUUCUGGGAAUUCCUGAUAAGAGCUGCUCUUUUGCGCACAAAGGCUCCACCUUCAUGAGAUAUUGCUGUUGCUGAACUUAUCUCUGCAAAGUCGCAACUUAAUUUUCUUGGAAUGAGCUGCUUUUGCACACAUCAAUUAGCAUCUAGAUUUACUUUACUUGCUUAUCGUACAUGUUCAAUUAUUAACCAUCUCAUCAUUUGCUGUCUCUUCUAGGCCCCUGCUUUUCGUCCAUAUCUUUGUUGAAACUUUCUGUAAUUUUGUGUGCUUUCUUUCUGUUAGCAGUUCAUCUUUUUUAAUUACACAGAGAAGUUGUAUUAUGUUGGGAAGCAGCUUUAAACAAUUGCAUCGACUUUGUUCAAGUGCAAUAAUAGUUAGCCAUUACCAA